AUGGUUCUCCAGUAUUAUGCGAUCACUAUUGCUCUUGCAGCUUUGGCGCAAGGAUAUGCUGACCCCGGAAGUUGUUCGGGUGCUUGUAUCGUUUCUGAUCCAUCCGUGAUCCGGAGAGUCUCUGAUGGCACGUACUUCCGAUUCUCGACUGGAGAUGAGAUCCUCUAUGCCAGUGCCAGUUCCCUCGCCGGCCCCUGGACGACCCUCGGAUCCUUGUUGCCUGAUGGAUCAUCGAUUGACCUGGACGGAAACACUGACUUGUGGGCUCCUGACGCUCAGAGAAUCAACUCACAGUACUAUGUCUACUAUGCAGUCUCAACCUUCGGAUCGCAAGACUCUGCCAUUGGUCUUGCGACCUCCGACACAAUGGAGUUAGACUCUUGGACCGACCACGGCUCCAUCGGCGUCCAAUCCAGCUCUUCAAAGGACUACAAUGCCAUUGAUCCCAACGUCAUUGUCGUCGAUAGUACCGGCUACCUGAACUUCGGUUCAUUCUGGGGGGACAUCUUCCAAGUCGAACUGAAGUCUAGCGCAAAGAAGGCCACUGGUACUUCGUACAACAUUGCUUUCGACUCAUCUGGCACUCAUGCCGUUGAAGGCUCGUACAUGUAUCAGGAUGGAGAUUAUUACUACCUCUUCUACUCUGCCGGAACUUGCUGCAACUAUGAUACUGACCUACCUUCUUCUGGCUCUGAGUACAAGAUUAAGGUCUGCCGUUCAAAGUCGUUCACUGGCAAUUUUGUUGACAAGGAUGGUACUUCUUGCACUGAUGGCGGUGGCACUAUUGUUCUAGAAAGUCAUGGAACAACUUAUGGACCUGGUGGACAGGGUGUCUUUGAUGACCCUACUUAUGGACCUGUCCUUUACUACCAUUAUAUCAAUACUGAUAUUGGCUAUGCCGAUGCUGACAAGCAGUUUGGAUGGAACCCAAUUUCCUUUUCGUCUGGCUGGCCUGUCGUUCAGUCUGCUUAG
This is a messenger RNA of Penicillium taxi, 972 nucleotides long. It is a transcript of the gene abnA, whose product is annotated as putative extracellular endo-1,5-alpha-L-arabinase. Gene Ontology annotation, molecular function: arabinan endo-1,5-alpha-L-arabinosidase activity. The record is from RefSeq and is a predicted model, not a curated record. The transcript is spliced from 4 exons. Bases 1 to 972 code for a protein of 323 amino acids. Gene Ontology annotation, biological process: carbohydrate metabolic process. NCBI's taxonomy places the organism in Eukaryota, Fungi, Ascomycota, Eurotiomycetes, Eurotiales, Aspergillaceae.